Drosophila ficusphila is the source of this 1064-nucleotide messenger RNA. RefSeq names its product adenylate kinase (gene Ak2). The transcript is spliced from 4 exons. Gene Ontology annotation, biological process: ADP biosynthetic process. Gene Ontology annotation, cellular component: cytoplasm; mitochondrion. Bases 102 to 821 code for a protein of 239 amino acids. The record is from RefSeq and is a predicted model, not a curated record. NCBI's taxonomy places the organism in Eukaryota, Metazoa, Arthropoda, Insecta, Diptera, Drosophilidae. Gene Ontology annotation, molecular function: AMP kinase activity; ATP binding.
UCGGCAACAGUGCUCACAGAAGCUGAUAAAAACCACGGCCUUCCGUUUUGGCUUGCUAUGAAUUAGGACCCAAGUAAUCACUCGAGCAUAAAUUGAAAACGAUGGCGCCGAAUGCAGCUGCACCAGUGGAGCGUUAUGAGCCCCAAAGCCUUGGAAUCAACGCCAUUCUGCUGGGUCCCCCAGGCUCCGGCAAAGGAACGCAGGCACCCCUCCUGAAGGAGAAGUUCUGCGUUUGCCAUUUAUCGACUGGCGACAUGCUGCGAGCGGAAAUUUCGUCUGGAUCCAAGUUGGGAGCUGAGUUGAAGAAGGUCAUGGAUGCUGGUAAACUGGUCUCGGAUGAUCUGGUGGUGGACAUGAUAGACUCCAAUCUGGAUAAGCCAGAGUGCAAAAACGGAUUUCUCCUGGACGGAUUCCCCAGGACUGUCGUUCAAGCCGAGAAACUCGACACAUUGUUGGAUAAGAGAAAAACCAAUUUGGAUGCCGUCAUUGAGUUUGCCAUCGAUGACAGUCUUUUAGUACGGCGAAUCACUGGCCGCUUGAUUCAUCAGGCCAGCGGGCGUUCGUAUCACGAUGAGUUUGCCCCUCCUAAGAAGCCAAUGACGGAUGAUGUCACCGGGGAACCUCUUAUUAGACGCAGUGAUGACAACGCCGAGGCUUUAAAGAAGCGCCUGGAAGCAUAUCACAAGCAGACAAGGCCUUUGGUCGACUACUACGGUCUAAGAGGUCUUCACUUUAAAGUGGACGCCGCAAAGAAAUCCAGCGACGUCUUCUCAACCAUUGAAACCAUAUUCCAACGCAAGCGCCCCGCCGUUCAAUUAUGAUCUGUUCCGGCGCAAUAAUCCAUUACUGAUAACUGCCUCCUGACAAUUUAUUUCGAGACCCACACAACGUUUAAGCCUAAAGUUAAAGAUGCUUAUAGGAAUCCUAAAUACAUACCAUGACUCGAGAAGGGUACAUGUUGACUACUUUCCUUGUACAGAAUUCUAAAAUGUAUAAGUUUUUGUGAAUUUUUAUAUUUCACCAUUUGUAACUUUAAUACAACUAAAUAAAAAAGGUAUAUUUUA